GGCAGACUUUAGGCCGACACGCCGGUGCGCUGAUUGUCUCUCUACACUUUACGUUUUUGAUAAAUACUGUUAAAAUGUGAAUUGUUUUAUGUUUCUGUGCAGUUUAAUAAAUUGUAGUGAGUUUAAAUACAACGAAAUACAGGAUUCAUAAUUCAAGGAGGAGGGAUGGAGAAGCGUUGAAAAUGGAUUUGGACGAAGAUGACUUGUGGACUAAUAAAACAAAUGUCACAGAAGUAACAUCGAUGCCAGAUCACGAGUCUCUGAAUGUGAUUUUACCUCUCACAGUCAUUUAUUCAAUAAUUUUUGUCGCUGGCAUUUUAGGGAAUAUCAGUACUUGUGUAGUGAUCGCAAGAAAUCGCUCUAUGCACACAGCGACUAACUUUUACUUAUUUAGUCUCGCUUUAUCUGAUCUUCUUCUUUUGAUUUGUGGCCUGCCCAUAGAAUUAUAUCGCCUUUGGGACCCGAUAUCGUAUCCCCUUGGCGAGCCGUUGUGCCUGUCGAUGGGCUUAAUAUCCGAGACUUCAGCUAAUGCUACAGUGUUGACCAUAACUGCGUUUACCGUAGAGAGGUACAUAGCAAUAUGCCGUCCGUUUAUGUCGCACACAAUGUCCAAAUCAUCGAGAGCUGUGCGUUAUAUCAUGGUUAUCUGGGUGGUUGCAUUGUGUAGUGCGGUGCCGCAAGCGAUGCAAUUCGGUAUAGUGACAUUUAAUGAAAAGGGACGUGACAUAAGUGCGUGUACAGUAAAGGGACAUGGUGUACAUGAAGUGUUUGUUAUAUCUAGUUUUGUAUUCUUCGUCGUACCAAUGUCACUAAUAACAGUGUUGUAUGUACUGAUUGGUGUCAAACUGAAUACGUCUAGUGUGUUACAUCCAGUGAAGAAAUCGUCCAUAGAGAGUAGGGAUAAAAAUGGUUCGAUGCGGUAUAGGAAUGGAGCGUCACAAAGAAGAGUUAUAAGGAUGUUAGUUGCUGUGGCAUUAUCCUUCUUCCUUUGCUGGGCACCGUUCCACGUUCAGCGAAUAAUAGCGAUUUAUGGCAAGAAUUUGGAACAUCCUAGCGAUACGUUUUAUCUGGUGUACAUAGUGCUGACGUACUUAUCGGGAGUCCUCUACUUUCUGUCGACUGCAAUCAAUCCCUUCCUCUACAACAUUAUGUCAAACAAGUUUCGUAAUGCAUUUAAGAUGACUCUAUCAGUGUGGUGCAGCCGACGGGACGGACCUCGAUUAGGCCGUACCUACAGCGCUUUGCUGGCAUCACGGCAAAGAGCCGCUAGCGAGCGCGCAAGGUCGCACCCUCGGCUUUUACGGCGCUUAUCUACCGCCACCACCCAGCUCUGCGUGGCACCUUCACGAGCCCAGUCCUACCGAAGAAAUCUUUCCAUCGUAAACGAGUCGCCAAGUGUGAAUUGGGUGUGGCAACAGCGUCGCUUGAAUGAGGGAUCCGACUCUUUUACAUCGCCACGCAGUAUAUCAAAUUCAAGUUUACACGAAUUCGACCAAGAACUGAGCGGGGAAGAACUAGCCACUUAUAUGUAUCAAGUGAAUUGCAAUAUUGGUGGGUUAACCUGAGACACGUCUGUUUAGAUUGCCGGCACGGUUGAUCUAAACAAAGCAGCGAUAAAGCUUUUCAACUACGGGUUGAUAAAGAACUGUGAUACGAAUUGUAGAAUGUAGGUACGUUGAAAUGUGUCGUAUAGAUGUGAUAUUUGUAUCGUGCUAUUUUGUCGUUUCAGAUUUUAUGAAUGUUACAAUGAUUAGCAAAAAUCACUAAGUGUUAUCCUAAAGUAAUAAACAAUAAUUGUUUAAUAUGAUUAUUGUAUCGAAUAAGUUUUGAUGCGUUCUUUUAAUUUUGAGAAAUUUUAUGGCUAUGCUGUUUUCGAAUACUAUUAGCAGGUCAUUAUAUAAACGAUUUCUUUCAAAAAAACUUUUUAAUUGCACAAUGCCAUUUCAAAGGGAUUCAAUUUAAGUAACAUAUUUCUUUCUUGAAGUCAAUUUUCCGGAAAUUGCGGGGAUAUCAAGAUAAAAGGCUGUAUGUGUUGUAUUGAUUGCUUUUGACAGCCUAAAAUGUAUUUUGUUAGACUUCGUGCUUCGUGAUCUAUUUUAUAAAGCUUCGAAGUACAUUAGAAGUCAGAGAGAUGAGUCGGCUGAAGAUUUUAGCUUUAUUUUUGUAAUAAUUGUUCAGAAACGCUGUAAAAUUAUAACAGACCAGUAAUUUUAAUAUUAGACUGGACUAUAAUAUUGAUUAUUUGGCUAAGUCAAUUAAAUAAAUGGCUGAAUUAAUAAACAAAAUCACUGUAUAAAAAUUGGUUGGAACGAUUGUUCGUGUAGUUUUUUUAUUGGAAUGUGUAUACUGCAUAAAGCGUGAUAUUAAUUUAAUUGUAUAAUU
Zerene cesonia (dogface butterfly) is the source of this 2382-nucleotide messenger RNA. It is a transcript of the gene Pbanr, whose product is annotated as pyrokinin-1 receptor-like. Lineage: Eukaryota; Metazoa; Arthropoda; Insecta; Lepidoptera; Pieridae. The record is from RefSeq and is a predicted model, not a curated record. Gene Ontology annotation, cellular component: plasma membrane. Gene Ontology annotation, biological process: neuropeptide signaling pathway. The coding region runs from base 183 to 1565 and encodes 460 amino acids. The transcript is spliced from 6 exons. Gene Ontology annotation, molecular function: neuropeptide receptor activity.